AUGGUCGAACCUGUGGGAAACCACUAUGUUGUAGCCAGACCUGUGUACUCAGAGAAUUUGUUUAAUGAAGAGCAUGAGAAAUUGCACAGACACCAUAAAACCUUUUGGGAUCAUCUGAAACAGUAUUUUUGCUGCUCCCCACAAAAGGUGAAAAAAAUUGCCUUGGGUUUGUUUCCCAUUAUCUCAUGGCUGCCAGCAUACCGCUUCAAGGAGUGGAUCCUGAGUGACAUUGUUUCUGGCCUCAACACUGGGCUCGUGGCUGUCCUGCAAGGUCUCGCUUUUGCUUUGCUGGUGAAUGUGCCUCCUGGUUAUGGACUCUAUGCAGCAUUUUUCCCUAACCUGGUUUAUUUUAUCUUUGGCACAUCCAGACAUAUCUCAGUGGGUCCCUUCCCUGUUCUGAGCCUGAUGGUGGGAGCAACUGUUGUCAGACUAGUUCCCGAUGACAUUGCUGGAAACGGCACUUCCAUGAAUAUCUCAGCGAUAAAUGAAGAAAGGGUGAUGGUGGCUGCAACUGUAACCUUCCUUUCUGGGGUUUUUCAGUUGCUUCUGGGAAUUCUCCAGUUUGGAUUCAUUGUUAUUUAUCUAUCACAAUCGUUAAUCAGCGGUUUCACAACGGCUGCAGCUGUCCACGUUCUGGUAUCCCAGCUGAAGUUCAUGCUUCAACUAUCUGUCCCUGGAUUUAACACACCUUUUGGCAUCAUCUACACUCUGGAGAGUGUUUUCAGCCAGAUCUCAGACACAAACAUCGCUGACCUCGUCACAUCCCUCAUUGUCUUGCUUAUCGUGUUUGUGGUGAAAGAAAUGAACGAUCGAUACAAAGCAAAGUUACCAGCUCCCAUCCCUAUUGAGCUCCUUGUGACAGUCUUAGCAGCACUGAUUUCCUACUAUGUUAACUUAGAAGAAAAAUAUAAUGUAGCUGUCAUCGGACAACUAGAAGAAGGAUUUCAAGUGCCUGUUGCACCUGAUGCAGGCAUCCUCCAAAAGUGUGUCGGUGACAGCAUUUCCAUUGCAAUUGUUGGAUUUGCAGUAGCCUUCUCUGUGGCUAAAGUGUAUUCCAUCAAAUAUGACUACCCAAUAGAUGGCAACCAGGAACUAAUUGCUUUUGGGCUGGGUAAUAUACUUGGUGGAUCAUUCAAAGGAUUUGCUUCCAGCACCGCUCUUUCGAGGUCAGGUGUGCAGGAGAGCACAGGAGGCAAAACACAGAUUGCUGGUAUUAUCUCAGCUGGCAUCGUCUUGAUUGUGAUCGUGGCCAUUGGUUUUCUCCUGGCACCAUUACAGAAGUCAGUCCUUGCAUCUUUGGCUCUCGGCAACUUGAAAGGAAUGCUCAUGCAGUUCAAGGAAGUUGGCAUCCUGUGGAGAAAGGACAAGUAUGAUUGUGUUAUAUGGGUGACGACUUUCUUAGCUGCCGUUUUUCUGGGCCUGGAUAUUGGGCUUGCGACUGCUGUGGCGUUCCAGCUGCUGACUGUGGUCAUCCGCUCCCAGUUUCCAAGCUGCACCAUUUUGGCUAAUGUUGGGAGAAGUGAUAUCUACAGAAACAGGAAGGAUUACACUGAUAUCUAUGAGCCAGAGGGAGUGAAGAUUUUCAGAUGCUCAUCUCCUAUCUUCUUCGCUAAUAUUGAAUUCUUCAGGGAGAAACUCAUCACUGCUGUUGGUUUCAACCCACUGAGAGUCCUGAGGAAACGCAAUAAAGCCCUGAGGAAGAUCAGAAAGAUGCUGAAGAAAGGAGAGCUGCAAGUGACUCCUAAAGGUUUGAUUUGCAUGGCUAACUAUAUAUACGAGUCAGAUGAAGAAUUAGACAACAAUAGGAUAGAGGAACUGGACCAGCCCACCAACAUGACAGACUUACCCAUUCAGAUCGACUGGGGUGCUGAGCUCCCCCCUGGCAUCACUGUGCCCUGGGUCGACAUCCACAGCAUCAUUUUGGAUUUCUCAUCAGUGUCCUUCCUCGAUUUCUCUGCCAUGAGAGUCCUCCAAAAGACUUUGAAAGAAUUUGUCCGGAUCAACAUCGACAUUUACAUUGCAGGGGCACACGAGGGCUUCCUGGACAAACUGGAGAGCUGUGCAUUUUUUGAUGAGGAGAUCAAGCCAUCCAUGCUUUUCCUCACCAUUCAUGAUGCAGUUUUACAUAUUCUGAUGAAGAAGGACUUAGCCACCUCCCCCAAAUUAAAGCUCACAGAGGAGAGGUGGAGCAGCAACAACGGUGCCAUCACCAUCAGCAACGGACUGCGCAGCCGGCAGGGCACGGUAAGGCUCUUGUUUCAGGUAGCAGCACUCCAACUGAAGGAAACAGCCCCAAGAGCUGCUCAGGGGAACUGCUAG
Colius striatus (speckled mousebird) is the source of this 2319-nucleotide messenger RNA. RefSeq names its product solute carrier family 26 member 3 (gene SLC26A3). The coding region runs from base 1 to 2319 and encodes 772 amino acids. Gene Ontology annotation, molecular function: oxalate transmembrane transporter activity; secondary active sulfate transmembrane transporter activity; bicarbonate transmembrane transporter activity. The record is from RefSeq and is a predicted model, not a curated record. The transcript is spliced from 19 exons. Gene Ontology annotation, biological process: transmembrane transport. NCBI's taxonomy places the organism in Eukaryota, Metazoa, Chordata, Aves, Coliiformes, Coliidae. Gene Ontology annotation, cellular component: membrane.